Molecule: messenger RNA, 1206 nt
Organism: Thlaspi arvense
Lineage: Eukaryota; Viridiplantae; Streptophyta; Magnoliopsida; Brassicales; Brassicaceae
Source: the annotation of a GenBank genome assembly
AUGGAGGAAACAAUGGCGGCUAGGUACUGGUGUCACAUGUGUUCACAAACGGUGAAUCCAAUAAUGGAAUCUGAGAUCAAAUGUCCCUUUUGCCAAAGCGGGUUCGUGGAAGAAAUGAGCGGUAAUGGCCGUGGAGGUGGAGGCAUAAGAGACGCUCAAGACCCAGAAACCGAUUUCGGAACAGACCGUGCAAUGUCUCUGUGGGCUCCAAUCUUGCUUGGGAUGAUGAGCAGUCCUCGGAGACGAAGAAGGUUCAGGAGAGCAGAGUUUGGCGAAGAGAACGAUGAUGAUGAUAAUACCAACAACAAUGGCGAUGAAUCGAGUAACGCUGAUGGAAACGAUAACAGCAGCAGUAAUGUGUAUCGUCCUCAUCGAGCUAGGCGACAUGGUGGAGAGAUUGAUUUGGAUAGAGAGUUUGAAUCCAUCUUGAGGAGAAGACGAAGAAGCUCGGGGAACAUAUUGCAGCUGCUUCAAGGGAUUCGUGCAGGGAUCGCUUCUGAGUAUGAGAGCUCUGAUAAUCACUGGGAGAAUCGAGAGAGGGAUCAUAACAGCAAUAGAGUUAUAAUGAUCAAUCCGUUUAAUCAGUCGCUCGUUGUUCAGGGAUCUUCUGAUCAAACUCAGAACCAUUCUGCAUUGACUUCACUUGGAGAUUACUUCAUCGGACCAGGAUUAGAUCUUUUGCUUCAGCAUUUGGCUGAGAAUGAUCCUAAUAGGCAAGGGACACCACCUGCUCGUAAAGAAGCCGUUGAAGCUUUACCAACGGUGAAGAUAACGGAACCGUUGCAGUGUUCUGUUUGUUUGGACGAUUUUGAGAAAGGAACGGAAGCUAAAGAGAUGCCUUGUAAGCAUAAGUUUCAUAUCCCAUGUAUUGUCCCGUGGCUUGAGCUUCAUAGCUCGUGUCCCGUGUGUCGGUUCGAGCUUCCUUCCCCGAAUGAUGAUGAUGAUGAGGCUAAGGUUGAAUCGGAGAGACCAGCGAGGACAAGAGCCCUUCCUGAGAUCAGUAACCGAAACGUUGUUGAGAAUGUGGGCAGUGUGGAGAGAGGAAGAGAGGAUGAUACGAGGAGCGGGAAUGGAAGAAGGUUUUCGUUUCCAUGGCCAUUCAGUGGUUUGUUCUCUUCUUCUUCUUCUUCUUCGUCUUCUUCAUCCUCUGGAUCUCAAUCUGGUGAGAACAAUUCCUACUCAAGAUCUUCUGGCUCUUCUCGCUGA